AUGCGACGGGAAUACAUUUAUCACCUCGAGGGGGGAAAUGUGAGUAGAAUGUGUGAAAAUGGGAAGGCUGUGGCCUAGCAUUUGUAAGGAAAUGAGAAUCAAACAGAUUGUGCUCAGAUGACACACACCCACACACACACACACAAACAAGAUGAGCAUUUUAGUUAUAUAGAUAAUUCAAAACUAACAAAACAUAUUACUUUUUUCAUCAAUUGUGAUCUUCAUCUGUAGGAUUGCCUGAACUAUAAAUUUUCUGUGAAAUGAAUUCAGAAAGAUUAAUGUCGGAGAACAGGAACAGCUUUAAUAAUAAAGCCAACUCUGCUAUAAUGACGAGGCAGCCAUCUCGAAUCCUUGUGGUGGAUGUUACACCUCCUUUCUGGGCAGACGUUUGCUCCAAUCUUUGUGAAUCCUUAGAAAACUUCUUUGCUUUAGCCUGCAGCUUGGGUGGGUCAUGCCGCCUGCCUCUCUUCAGUCUUUACGUGGUUCACAAUCAACAGGAAUGUCUUCUCCCUUUUGUGCAAGUGAAAGGAAAUUUUCCCAAGCUGCACUCAUGCAUAUCAGAACUGAGAUCAAUGCCAAAAGAAGGAUGUUUGCGUGAAAAGCCAGGCUCGUUAAAGCACGCUGUGGAGGAUGGCCUCUUACAGUUUAAGCAGUACAUGAGGCACGUGACUGUAGGUGGAUCACUGAAUAGCUGCACAGUGGAGAUUACAGUACUUACCAGCCAGCCUGGAAAACAAGUGGUGAAGCAGCUUGAAUCAGGUCUCAGCGAGACUGAUUUAGUCAGUGUUAGGCGCUUACAGGUACUGCAUGUAUCCAGAUGCAAUACAAUGGAAUUGAUGGACAUGCCUUGCAGCACACAGUCUGUCCCAUCUGAUGAAGAAAGCAACUCUGAUGAUUGCUCCAUCCUGGGGACAGAUAUCGACCUGCAGACAAUUGGAAAUGACACAGUCAGUCUGGAUAGUUUCUUCAAGAGUUGGUUGCACAACCAUGAAACAGAUAAGGAACAUCUCCAUUUGUUGCUUGCAGAUACACGUCUUCCCAGAUCUGCAGAGAGAAGUAAUCAAAGAAAUACAGCUUGCCUGAAAUGUGAUGUUCAGGAGCGAAUCAUCAGUCCUGCCCUCCUUCCUGGAUCUAUUGACUUCACUGAGAGAACCGAAAGUCUCAAAGACAUCCAAAAGAUUAACAAAGCAGCAAAUUCAGGAGCCCUCCAGUACAAACUCCAAGUUAUAAAAGCUCUGAAGUCAGAUGGUGUCUGUGAAUCCGUAUUGUAUGGGCUCCCACUUAUCAUCAGACCCACAAACUGCUGGAAGCUAGACUGGGAUGAAUUGGAAUCAAACCACCAAAACUUUCAUGCUCUCUGUCACACCUUGAAGAAAAGAGACUGGAUACUUCUCGCUCGUUCUGAACCUCAGGUUAUGGGAACUACAUGGUCUGUUCACGUUGACUGCUAUUACGUCAUACUGCCGUCGACCACUCUGACCCUCUUGGUGAGGCCAGUGGCGGUACAGGAGCUCCUUUUACCCUGUGACCUUCCUUUCAGAUUUGAAGAGCCGCCCGAAGCAGCCCUAAGUAAAAUAGAGGAGAUAUUGGAUGGACUUGAUGUAGAAUCGACAUAUAACCCAUUGAGACUGAAAAGUAAUCUGUAUAAGCAUCUCAGAGGAACUUUAGUUAAAACUCCCUAUCGUCAGCAACCAAAGCAAGUGCAACGAAGAGAACAACAUCAUCCUGAACAGCUGCACAGACAGCAACAACACAGGCCAAACCAGACUAAAAUGAAAGCUACAGUGGCUCCCCUCCCGUUAGUCCGUCAGCCCACCAAUCAGUCUAGGAACCUCAGACCUACAUUAUCUGUAAGCACCUGUUCUUAUAGAACAGCCACCUUUUCAGAUGAAGAUGAGUUUUUGUCAGGCUUAUGAUAUACUGUUUGCCUUGGCUUUUGUAAACCAGUAUUAAAGUGCUAGAACGUAAUUAAUGUUGAAAUCUGACUUACGGCUUGUACAAUGCAGAGUGAUAUGUUGUAUUUUAUGGACAGAAAUUAUAUUAUUUUCACAGCACUGGGUUACAUGACCAUUGGUAAAUGCUUCUGUUAAAGUUUUCAAUCACUGCUGAUCUUUAUGGAUUGAAUGUUAUCCAGUAUGGAUUGCCAGUCCCUGACUUGGUCAUCACAGUUAGAGAACAGGAAGGGUGUGAUUAGAGCCCCAAAAGAGUAUUCUAAUUACACACAAAUGUUGGAGAAACUCAGCGGGUGCAGCAGCAUCUAUGGAGCGAAGGAAAUGGGUGACGUUUCGGGCCGAAACCCUUCUUCA
Leucoraja erinaceus (little skate) is the source of this 2306-nucleotide messenger RNA. It is a transcript of the gene m1ap, whose product is annotated as meiosis 1 associated protein. The transcript has 9 exons. The record is from RefSeq and is a predicted model, not a curated record. The coding region runs from base 261 to 1916 and encodes 551 amino acids. Gene Ontology annotation, biological process: spermatogenesis; meiosis I; male meiosis chromosome separation. Lineage: Eukaryota; Metazoa; Chordata; Chondrichthyes; Rajiformes; Rajidae.